This is a messenger RNA of Dreissena polymorpha, 1357 nucleotides long. Its product is annotated as c-Myc-binding protein-like. The record is from RefSeq and is a predicted model, not a curated record. Lineage: Eukaryota; Metazoa; Mollusca; Bivalvia; Myida; Dreissenidae. Bases 141 to 494 code for a protein of 117 amino acids. Gene Ontology annotation, cellular component: nucleus. Gene Ontology annotation, biological process: regulation of DNA-templated transcription. The transcript is spliced from 6 exons. Gene Ontology annotation, molecular function: transcription coactivator activity.
GUUUUUUCGCCUCAUGAAUUACGCGCAUGCGCAAUUUAUCUAGCAACUCAGCAGGUGCUCCAAACAUACGCAGACUUCCUGCCAGACGACAAUUUAUUUAAUUUAUUCGUAUAAUUAAUAAACAACAACACACUACAAUCAUGACAGCAUACAGGGGUGCUGACUCUAAAAGAGAAGAAUUCAGGAAGUACUUGGAGAAGGCCGGAGUGUUGGAUGCACUAACCAAAGUUCUUGUUGGACUGUAUGAAGAACCAGAGAAGCCAAACAAUGCCUUAGAUUUUCUGAAGCAGCACCUCGGUGCAUCUGGUCCUGACACUGCUGAUGUCGAGGCCCUCAAACUGGAAGUGACCGAACUUAGGCAGAAAUGCGAGCAACUGGAGGAACAAAAUCAGGAAUAUAGGGCAAAGCUACAGGCUCGACAAGAACACGCAACUUCCAAGAAAUUGCAACAGUACGAGCCGUCGCAGGGUGAGGAGCAGGCCCCGGACUCAUAGUUAACAUGGCAACCAUAGAAACCACUCAUCGCGUUAUCGUCCCAACAUUCUCCUUUGUUUGUAAUUGUGAACAUGUGAAUAUUUUGGAAUGUUUUGUUCUGUUUUUUUUGCUAAGGCCGUUUUGAUCAUCAUAUAGUUGGAUUAAAUCAAAUUAUUUUGUGUUCUUAACAGUUAUAUUUACAUGUGCGACCUAAAAGUGAAUUUAAGCAUCAAUUUUAGACCGCUCUUUUUGUUUUUAUUAAUAUUGAGUAGCUUUUUGGUAAAAGAAAGUUUUGAAACAAAGCCCAUUCCAUGUGUUUAAAUAGGUCUCAUGUUGAAUGAACAAUUGUGUUUUAUUUGCCUUUGAUUGGUUUUGCUUUUUACCAGAAACACUUGAUGUGUCCUUCCGAAUGAACAUUCAUGUUGUAUGUAUAGAUGUAUUUAUGAAAGUUAAAGAUCUGUGAUAUGGUAUUCUCCCUGUUAGAGUUUGUCAGUAAUAAGCAGGUCUUUAUGGUUGUUAGAUGAGGUAUGUAUGGUAUAACAUAGGUAAUGUUUUAUUAUUAUUUUCAGAUUCUUUUGUCAUUUCUUUGUUUUCUGUCAUAUUUAAUCUUUUAUUUAACAAUUUAUAAUGUCUGUCAUUCCAAGGUUGGCAAUGUAUGUGCAACUGGUAUCUAUAUAAAAACACUGUUGCAUUUUUGGGUGAUAAUUCUUUUUGUGGGUAUUUUAUGUUUGUGUUUGAAGUCUGAAGGGGAUAUCACAUUUCAAAUUAUCUUAAAAUAUUUUAUUUAUUUUGGUUGUUGAUGAAACUAAAAUGUGUCAAAGAGAUAUGUGAUAUAAGUAUAUCUUUACAUUGUUGUGAAUAAACUAAUAAAUGAAAAUGCGCA